This is a messenger RNA of Aspergillus versicolor CBS 583.65, 1266 nucleotides long. RefSeq lists its product as uncharacterized. The transcript has 4 exons. Bases 1 to 1266 code for a protein of 421 amino acids. Gene Ontology annotation, molecular function: O-methyltransferase activity. Lineage: Eukaryota; Fungi; Ascomycota; Eurotiomycetes; Eurotiales; Aspergillaceae. The record is from RefSeq and is a predicted model, not a curated record.
AUGGAGAAAGAAGCAGAGGUCAUCAGCCUUGCAAAGACCAUUACCCAGUCGACAGAAUCCCUCUGUCGACUUCUCACCGAGCAUGGCCUACCAAUGCCAUCUCUCGACACCACUCCCCAGAGCAUCUUUAGCCCUCAGGCUAGCACCGCCGAAAUCACCACCGCAAAGACCAAAGCUAUAAACGCUUGUAUGGAGUUGCUCGACCGGCUGCAAGGACCAUUAACAUGCAUGCUACCUCUUUACAACGGCAGUGCUCUGCAGACAAUAUCCCGCUACAAGAUCUACACCCACGUCCCAACCACCGGCUCCAUUUCAUACGAAGACCUCUCCUCAAAAUGCGGAAUCCACGUCUUCGAACUGAAGCAGGUUAUCCGGUUCGCGAUUGUCUUCCACCGGCUCUUCACCGAGGAGAAGAAGGGAUUUGUCGCACACUCCGCUGGCUCGAGGAUCCUGGCCCAGGACGGGAUUGUCCAAGCGGGAAUCGGCCAGUUUGAUGAGUUCUAUCCGGCAUUUGCCAGGACUGUAGACGCCAUAGACCAGUUCGACGGGCAUGAGCCAAACGAGACGGGGUUCUCCCUUGCGCACAACACAAACCAAGACCUCUUCUCGUAUCUGCGCUCCCACCCCGCCAAAAGCAAGCAGUUCACCGAGGCAAUGAAGUUCUACACGGGUCCUAUACCGGCUUAUUCUCCCAACUUCCUAAUAAAGGGAUAUCCAUGGGAUACACUACCCACGGGCUCUGUUGUCGUCGACCUCGGCGGCGCAGAUGGCCAUGUUGGACAGAUGAUUGCAGAUGCGAACCCGGGACUCUGUGUUAUUGUCCAGGAUUUGGAUACUGUUGUUGAAGCUAAAGCUGGCCCUCACCCCGUCAACAAACGGGGGCAGGUUGAAUUCCUAGCCCACGACUUCUUCACACCCCAGCCCAUAACGGCAGACGUAUAUCUCUUCCGAUGGGUGCUCCAUGACUGGUCGGACGAGUACGUAGUCCGGAUCCUGAGACAGCUGGUGCCGGCGCUGAAGAAGGGCGCGAGGGUUGUUGUGAACGAGAGUCUCUGUCCAGAGAGCGGGUCGCUGCCGCUUGCAAUGGAGAGGUAUAUCCGGUAUAUGGAUAUGAUGAUGCUUGCGUUUACGAAGUCGAGGCUGCGGGAUGAGGAGGAGUGGAGGGGGCUGUUUGCACAGGCGGAUGGGAGAUUUGGGGGUGUGAAGUGUUGGACGCCGGAGGGGGCGGCGUUGGCAAUUAUUGAGGCUACUUGGAUUGGUAAUUAA